Eufriesea mexicana is the source of this 378-nucleotide messenger RNA. RefSeq lists its product as uncharacterized. The record is from RefSeq and is a predicted model, not a curated record. NCBI's taxonomy places the organism in Eukaryota, Metazoa, Arthropoda, Insecta, Hymenoptera, Apidae. The transcript has a single exon. Bases 1 to 378 code for a protein of 125 amino acids.
AUGUUACCACAGUAUCCCCCAGUAUUGAGCUUGAAACACGUUGAUAUGGGUCGUAAAGGAAAGAAUACAUCGUUCGAUUUACGUCAAUUAAUAAUUUUUCAUCGUGGAGAAAGAAAGCCUUACCGCGACAUUAGUUCUUUACUUAAAAUCAGUAAAAGUACGGUCGCUGACAUUGUUAGGAGGUUUAAGGAUGAAGAUCGUAUCGACUUUAUUCCUCAAUCUGGUCGACCAGCCGCUCUAACUGCGAGAGAAAAAAGAGGAAUGGUUCGAAAUAUUAAAGCAAAUUUUCGAUUAAGUGCUUCGAAAUUGGCGGCAGAACAUUACGAAGAGACAGGAACACAAGUUCAUCCCGAAACAAUUCGGAGACUUCUUAGGUAA